Messenger RNA from Trichomonas vaginalis G3, 1347 nucleotides. RefSeq names its product protein serine/threonine kinase protein. The record is from RefSeq and is a predicted model, not a curated record. Gene Ontology annotation, biological process: protein phosphorylation. The transcript has a single exon. Lineage: Eukaryota; Parabasalia; Trichomonadida; Trichomonadidae. Bases 1 to 1347 code for a protein of 448 amino acids. Gene Ontology annotation, molecular function: ATP binding; protein serine/threonine kinase activity.
AUGGAUUCAGAUCAUGUAUAUCCUGCAAUGAGCUCGCUAUUAAAGAAGAAGACAGGUUUCCUAGGAAUGUGGAAAACUGUCCUUUGCACCUAUAUUGAAGGAGUUUUAACGAUAUAUAAUGGAACAAGUGAGCGAUCUGAUAAAAAAGAGAUUCAUAUUGAUUCAUCAGUCGUAAUAUCAUAUACACCCAAUGGAACAAGUCGAAAAUUUACAAUUCAAAUUCCAAAUGAAGAACCGAUCUUACUCACAUCCGAUGAUCCAGAGUUGACAAUCGCUUGGAUUCAGGCUUUAAGAGCUGAAACAUACACAGAAUCUACAGGAUUAUCAAUGAAUAAUUUUAAUAUAAUCGCGACAAUUGGCAGAGGCUUUUUUGGAAAAGUUUUACUCGUUUCUCUUCCAUCAACAAAUGAAUUGUUUGCAGUCAAAAUAGUUAAAAAGAAAUAUCUUGCAGAUAAUGGCAAAACACAAACAAUUCUUGCCGAAAGGAAUAUUCUAUUCAAAGCAAACAAUGAUUUUAUCGUUAAGAUGAAGUUUGCUUUCCAAAAUCCUACAAAAUUUUAUCUCGGAAUGGAAUAUGUUCCAGGAGGCGAUCUCUUCCACAUUUUAGACCAAUAUACUACAUUAAAGCUUGAAGCUGCUAGACUUUACAUCGCAGAAAUUGCAAUUGCACUCGAUUAUCUCCAUUCAAUUGGUGUAGUUUACAGAGAUUUGAAGCCAGAGAAUGUUUUAAUCGAUAAAGAAGGCCAUGUCAAGCUUUGCGAUUUCGGAUUGUCCAAAGAACUCAACUUUAAUGCUGAAACAACAACAUUUUGUGGAACAACAGAAUAUAUUGCUCCAGAAAUCAUUCAACAGAAGCCAUAUAGCUAUCCAGUUGAUUGGUGGGCAUUAGGUAUUCUCACAUACGAAAUUUUGUUCGGAGAUACUCCAUUUGUUAAUCCAAAUCAGAGAAUAACAAUGACAUCAAUCAUUUCUUCACCGCCAAGGAUUCCGAAAUGUCCUGAUUUCGUAAGUGAUUUCAUUCUCAGACUACUUGUUAAAGACCCUGCAAAGCGCGCAACUUUAAAUGACUUAAAAGGUCAUCCUUUCUGGGGAGAAUUGGACUUUGAGUUGGUCAAACAGAAGAAAUAUACACCAUUCUUCAUCCCUCCUGAAGGACCAAACCCAUACUGCAACUUUGACCAAGAAUUUACAGCAGAACCAGCAACAGAUUCACCUGCAACUCCUCUUUCAUUGGAAUCACCGACUAGUGAAGUUACUGGUUUCUCUUUCACUAGUUCUGAGAUCCAGAAUAUACCAGAUUUGCCCCCUUCUUCAAUUCUCACAUUAGAGCCAAUACCAUUAGAUUAA